This is a messenger RNA of Epinephelus fuscoguttatus (brown-marbled grouper), 6929 nucleotides long. RefSeq names its product cyclin-dependent kinase 5 activator 1-like. NCBI's taxonomy places the organism in Eukaryota, Metazoa, Chordata, Actinopteri, Perciformes, Serranidae. Bases 843 to 1844 code for a protein of 333 amino acids. Gene Ontology annotation, cellular component: cytoplasm; protein kinase 5 complex. The transcript is spliced from 3 exons. Gene Ontology annotation, biological process: brain development; activation of protein kinase activity; positive regulation of cyclin-dependent protein serine/threonine kinase activity. Gene Ontology annotation, molecular function: cyclin-dependent protein serine/threonine kinase activator activity; protein kinase binding. The record is from RefSeq and is a predicted model, not a curated record.
UCCGCCGCUUCAGCACCUCGGACAGCGCCCUCUCCGAUAGGCUGCGGCGCGGCGGCGGCCAAUGGCGGCAGCGGCAGCGGCGGCGACAGCGAUGCGCAGCAGCGGCUGCGGCAGCAUCCCGGCAGCAGCCAAUCAGAAGCCUCCGUUCCUCUCCCACAUCCAACCCGAAUAACUGCAGAUGCCCGCAUCAAAGCAGCGGGUCUCCCCCUCUCCUCUGCGCACAGCCCGGGCGCAGAGCUGCUGGCUAUUUUUGGAUCUCAUAGUGGCCAUUUUUUCCCUCUUUCUCUCUCUUCCGCCUUUGAGUCGAUUAAUCAUCGAUAUGUGCUGAUUUAUUGAUGUGUGGAGGAGAAUCAUCGGAGCUGCGAGCACCGUAGCGGGCCGGUAACAGCCGAGAGCGGAGAGAUUUGCGCUUCUCAAUGGAAGACAUCUUCCUGUCCGCUGCGAGAGACGGACUGAAGCGCAUCUGUGUCCCCGCCGAGCACACACGGACUUUCUAUAAAUGAAGAUCUGAUAAUAAAGACUCAGGAGGAGCAACGUGUCGGCCUCAAGCACCGGGGCUCGUCGUUAAUCAGGGACGGAGCCGUUUGACGCCCUGGAGCCCGGAGACAGGAGACCGAGCUGCUGUCCACAUUUUGACCGCAGUUGCUGAGCAGCGGGGGGGUCAAGGUGUGAUCCAUGGAUCCCACAGGAAGACACAAAUAAUCAGCAGGUUCGACCUCCUCCAGAAGUGAGACACUUUGGUCCUCUUGGAGCUCUUUGUCUCGACCAAUCAAAGAGCUUUCCCCCUACUGCUUCCCUCUCCACCUGUCCUCUGUCUCACUGCUGACCCUCGAGCAGACAUCAUGGGCACGGUGCUGUCUCUGUCUCCCAGCUACCGCAAGGCCGUGCUGUUUGAGGACGGUCCGGCGACGGUAGGCCACUACACAGCCGUCCAGAACAGCAAGAACGCCAAGGACGCUGCCGCAGCAGCCGGGAAGUCCCUCAAACGGCCCUCUAUCAUCAGCGUGCUGCCAUGGAAACGCAUCGUGGCUGUAUCGGCGAAGAGGAAGGGCUCCAAGAAGUUGCAGGCAGACGGCGGGGACGGCGGGAAAGGAAGCUCCCCGGAUGGCCACGCCACAGCCAACUCAGCCUCCAACAGCCUGAAGCUGAAGAAGUCUCAGUCCUGUGCAAACCUUUCGUCUUACUCCUCCAGCCAGGACCCCUCGGCCACCACCACCACUACCUCCUCCCACCUGCCCGUCUCCAAGACCUUGGCUAACGUAGCUACUGUCGCUGCCAAAAAGAAUUCCCUCACAGGCUCUGGGAUCCAGCCAUCCGCUGCUACCGGCACGCCAAAACGUGUCAUCGUCCAGGCCUCCACCAGUGAACUGAUGCGCAGCCUGGGUGAGUUCCUGUGCCGUCGGUGCUACAGACUGAAGCGUCUCUCCCCGACAGACCCGGUGCUGUGGCUGCGCAGCGUCGACCGCUCCCUCCUCCUGCAGGGCUGGCAGGAUCAGGGCUUCAUCACUCCGGCCAACGUGGUCUUCCUCUACAUGCUGUGCCGCGACGUGGUCUCGUCCGAGGUGGCGUCGGAGCGCGAGCUGCAGGCCUCGCUGCUCACCUGCCUCUACCUGUCCUACUCCUACAUGGGCAACGAGAUCUCCUACCCGCUGAAGCCCUUCCUGGUCGAGGCGGAGAAGGAAGCCUUCUGGGACCGCUGCCUGGAGAUCAUCAACCGCAUGAGCGGCAAGAUGCUCCAGAUCAACACCGACCCGCACUUCUUUACCCAGGUGUUCGCCGACCUGAAGAACGAGAGCAAGAAAGAGGAGGAGAAGACCAAACUCCUCAUAGGCCUCGACCGAUAAGAGGGAGCUGGGAGGGGGGAAGGAAGGAUGGAUAGAAAGAUUGACGGGGUUAAUAGGUUGAGGACAGGCGGACUAAUGUAACGCAGCGUAGCGAUACCGUGGAGCAGUAACGUUGUCUGGCGUCUCUACCAGUUCAUCAUUAACCAUAUUCCCUGUUUCUGGGUUCAAAACACUCUGAGACAGAGGCAGUAACUGAUCUGUGUCUCGCCUGAAGGCAACAUGCGUCCUACAGGACCAUUUUACCACAACGCAGCAGAUAAAAUCAGAGCUGUCAGCGACGUUAUUUGACAUGAUUGGAUCUGAUUGGAUCUGUUGAUAUCCAGCGCCCGGGUCAGGAUGUGACAGCAACAAGCUUUAAAGCAGAGAUACGAUCACGUUUAUCAAGAACAAUGUAACUGACAACACAGACAGAUGUUUUGUCAAACGCGCGGCCAGCAGGGUCGGUGAUGUCACAUUUACACGCUGUGAGAAAUAGAUCAUUUUUAUCUUCUGCCUCAGGCUCAGAUUCACAUCAGUCCGACCUGGACCUUGUUUCAGUGAGAUCAGAAAUGCAAUCUGAUAUUUUUCUGUCGUUCAGAGACGCCAGACAGCAGAUUUACUCAUCACAGGAGAAUAUUAUAGAUAUAAAGACACAGUAUGUUGAUGAUCGUGUGUGAAAGCAUCCAGGCAUUUCCACUAUAGAGAGAUGUCACGGUGAUGAGAAUCACCUUGCAUGAGGUCACUCCAUACGUCCUUGCACAUGACCACCUGCUUAUUGCCAACUCCACUUUACCUUAUUCCUUAUUGUCCUGCCCGAGCUUAUUGCACUCACCGACACUGGCUGCCAUGUCACUGUUUAAACUUUAACCCCCCCCCCCCCCCCCCCAAAAGCAGACGAGCUCGAACCAACCACAACAAGUCUGACUGUGAAACACAAGUUGCUAUUUGGUGUUGUUGUACUGUAGUGGAUUAAUUCAUCCACGUUAUGUAAAGUACUGUAGUUUCAUUUGGGAUUAUCCAGUCAAGUCUGAUAUGAAUUAGGAGAUUAGUGAUUUAUUUUUAAGAGUAUCAAAUGCUUUUCCAUUGGACUCAGAUUACAGCCCAAGCAGCAGAAGAAAUGUUGGCACUGUACGUGUCUGCAAACCACUGAUUCAUUAUAUUUGUACGUCCUUAUGUCGGGGAUACACUGAAACUGUGUUUCAGAAACUCUGUGAUUAGCGUGCGUUAAGGCACAAAAACCACUUGGUUAUAGUUAAAGAUCAUGUUUUGCCUUAAAAUACCCUGUUUUGGUGGCGCAAUCACAGCAGGAGAUGCAGUAAUGUCUCAGUAAAAAAGAACUGCUUUUUGCGGCACUACUCCUGAGAGAAAAACAGCGACAGGUUGCUACAAAACACCCGUGCUUGAUGGUUUGAAAGCCACAUAUGAGGAAGAAACAACCAUUUUUCGUGCCACUUUCCUGGCAGGAAAUGCAGCAAAAUCUCGUUAAAAAAAGCUGCUUUUUGUGGCACUAUUCCUGGGAGAAAAACGGUGACAGGUCGCUACAAAACAGCCACACUUGAUGGCUAUAAAGAUCCUGAAAACGCAGAGAUGGCUCAGUAAAAAACAACCACUUUUUUAAGGCACUUUCCUGGCAGGAAGCACAGCAAGAUCUCGGUAAAAAAGAGCUGCUUUUUGUGGCACUACUCCUGAGAGAAAAACGGCGACAGGUUGCUACAAAACACCCAUGCUUGAUGGUUUAAAAGCCACUGAAAACACAGCAACGUAUGAGGAAGAAACAACCACUUUUCGUGCCACUAUCCUGACAGGAAAUGCAGCAAAAUCUUGUUAGAAAAGAGCUGCUUUUUGUGGCACUAUUCCUGGAAGAAAAUCAGUGACAGGUUGCUACAAAACAGCCGUGCUUGAUGGCUAUAAAGAUGCUGAAAACGCAGAGAUGUCUUAGUAUAAAAACAACCACAUUUUAUGGCGCUUUCCUGGCAGGAAAUGCAGCAACAUGUUGGUAAAAGAGACAUUUUUUUGUGGUACUAUACCUGGGGGGAAAACAGCGACAGGUUGCUACAAAACACCCAUGCCUGAUGGUUAAAAAGAUGCUGAAAAUGCAGAGAUGUCUCUGUAAAAAACAGCUGUUUCUCGUGGAGCUAUCCCAACGCAGCAAAUAUCUCAGUAAAAAAAGAGCCACUUUUUGUGACACUAUUCUUCUGAGAAAAACAGUGGCAAGUUGCUACAAAACAGCCAUGCUUGUUGGCUAAAAAAUGCUAAAAUGUAGCAGUCUAAGUAAAAAACAACCUCUUUUUUAAGGCACUUUCCUGGGAGGAAAUGCAGCAACAUGUUGGUAAAAGAGACGUUUUUUGUGGCACUAUACCUGCGGGAAAACAGCAACAGGUUGCUACAAAACAGCCACGGUUUAUGGUUAAAAAGCUCCUAAAAACGCAGCAACAUCUCAGUAAAUAAAGAGCCACUUUUUGUGGCACUGUAGAAGAAAAACAGAGACAGGUCGCUACAAAACAGCCACGCGUGAUGGCUAUAAAGAUGCUAAAAACACAGCAAUAUCUCGGUAACAGUGGCUUCCACCGUCCCCUCCACCUCCUGAUGACAACAUAAGCUCAUUUACUGCGUCACUUUAAAAAUGUUGAUAUGAUAUGUAUUUAACAUAUACAUGUAACAUACUCCUGGUUUGCAGAAACGUACAACAUGUUCUUCUACUGGGUGGCAGAUUAAUAAUUCAACAAGCUCUUCUGUAAAAUGUUUACAUUCACAAAAAUAUGGGAAAAUGCAAUAGUGACUCCUCCGAGCUGAUUUUACACGGGGAAUUAUUUCAUUCCUUCUCGUUCCCCUGCACUUUCUCCUGCAGUCCAUAUUGGUGCUGAGUGACCACAGGAAGGAAGGAAGGAAGGAAGGAAGACAGACAGAUUUGUGUUUUGAAAUCCUGCGUUCAUCCCGUAUGCUCCACGCUGUGUGAAUGAUGGGUGGAGCUCGGGUCGUGGAGGACAGAGAGGAGAUCAUGUGAUCUGUCUCAACCAAUGGCCACACAUGUCAGAAUGAGAGAAACUUGACUGUAUUCCAGGUGUGUGGCCCCAUGUGACUUCUCCUCUAAAACAAGGCCUCCACCUCCUCCUCUCUCCUCUUCCCUCCGCUCGGUACUCCCCACAGACAAACAGCAGAUUCUGUCUCUCUCUGUCCACCUGCUCCGGUCCCGUCCUGUCUGGUGCAGUCCAGCUGUUCCAUAUUUAGAGACUCUCUGGUCUGCUGACCUGGUGGCUUAGUUACUCACCGAGUCGUUUGACAUGCAUGUGUGCUUCUAUAGGUUUCCUAGCAUGCUGCUUUGUGUUGGGCACGCCGCACCUAAUGUUACAGAGCGGUCGCCACGCUCAACUGCUGACGGCUGGACUCAGUGAUGUGACAUCAGGCGACUCGGCACGAGGACUCUCUAAUGAAGGAAACGUGUGAAAGGCAACAUGUUUUUUGCCUUCGCUGAGCGCACAUCGAUAAAGGACAGUCCAGGCAAAGAUCCUCCAUCAGGAGUUCUGCUGUUGUUGGUUCUUAGGGACCUAAAAGACCCUCCAAAGUUAAAUGUUUCCACCUUUUGGAAACCAAUAAUAGGGCAACCACAAUUUCAAGCCCCCAAACCAGGACAGGAUGGGGAAAAAUAACCUAUUUCAAUGCUUUGCACACCCGUCGAGAUGAUUUUUCUGCACUUGGGCAGCAGAAAAAUUAAGUUUUGUUUCACAAAAUCCAACAAAAAAACUCACGUCUGCCCAUUCUGCCCCAUCUGUAGCCACUAGUGAUGUUUGGUCGUCUCAUUAUCAUCUUUAAUUUUGCUGUUUCCGCCAUGUGCGACUGAAGAUGUUGUUUUCAGUGUAUUUGGCAUUUUGGUUGCCACGUAAAUUACGAAGAAAGGAUCAAGCCUCCGGUAUUUUGUUGGUUCUGUUUUCACUUCUUCCUCCGUGUGUUCAGCUGCGCUGCUGCUACAUUUCAACCACAAAUCUAUUUUCUUGGUAUUCAUGUCAUAUCGUCGGUCGCGGUCACAGUGAAUAAACGUGAACAUGAUUGUGUGUGUAACAGCAGUUGACAGUUUGCGGCGGGUAACAAUUGCAUUGGACAUACAGUAGGAAUACUGAAUAUAAAACGUGUAUAAAACCUACAUUGAGAUUUUUUUUUAUUGAACUGAUAGUAUAAUUAUUUUAGGAAAUAUGCAUGACUGAUAUUUUUUUAAAUAAAAUUAUCUGCAGAAUUUUCCGAAAGAAGAACAUACAGAGUCCUCCCUGUCAGUCAUCAGAGACUCUACAGAGUACUACAAAGUACCUCUCGGGGCACCUCUGUUAGAAGAACACUGAUUGAAGGGGCACUACAGCAGUUCAGUAAAGUUUGGGGCUUCAUGAGAGAUGUAUUUUAAAAAGAGUGGUCAAAACUGAAGCAGCAGACACCAGAAUAUUCUGACUUUUAAUCCCUAGUGUGAGAAAAGCUCUAGAAAAUGGUGGAUCCUACAUUUCCCAUGAUGCAUUCCUUCAAACUCCACCCCUCCUCUUUGUCACACAGGCUCUCAGUAAACAGAUUUAAAGCCGAGAUGACAAACACUGGAGCACUGAAGACAUCAUACAGCUCAACCUAAAAACCAACCGAGUGCCUCUAGCGAUCCUUCGCCUUGAUGAUGUCACAUCACCGAGUCCAACCGCAGCCAAUAAACUGUCUUCAAUUUUACAAAAGCUCUGCCCUCUCAAACAGGGAGCAGAUCUUGUGCCAUAUCAUCCUAGAGACUCAUUAUUUCAUACACAACAUGAGCCGACUGCUCAACAAGAAAAGACUUUUCACAGUGUUGCUGCGUCACAUGUCCGACACCAGGAACUUUGUUCGGACGGCAAAAUGGAAACUUGUGAUUUUAACACACACAAAAAGUUUUAAUGUUUGUUAGCUGAACAUGGAGUCACCCAAAGCUGGAGCGCUCAGCGUCCUGUCAGUGAGUUCAUCAUCUAUGAAAAGUGAUAUGUAAAAGAACGUGCUGUGUGUCUCCAGACUGGGUGCGUCCACGGUGCAGGUGGUGUUUGUGUGUUCACAUGAACCGACGGGGCUGCAGAAGGAACCACGCUGUAAAAAUUAUGUAGCCUUGAUGCA